AUGCUUAUUGAAUUGACUAAUCCAUUUACACCUAUUCCAAUUGAAGGGCAAGAUGUGAUCAAUAUAUUGAUAAUAAAUCCUGCAUUAUAUGAGAACUAUAAUAAAAGAGACGAUCUGAAUACCAGAAAAGAGGAUCUACAUAAUCCUUCAAAUUUAAGUGAUUAUCUGGAAUCUCAACGUUUAAUGAAGAAGUAUCAAUUAGGAAUAUUGGAGACACUGGGUUCGAUUCAUAAUUAUGAUUUUAAUCCUGAAUCAGAGAGAUAG
This is a messenger RNA of Funneliformis geosporum, 264 nucleotides long. NCBI's taxonomy places the organism in Eukaryota, Fungi, Glomeromycota, Glomeromycetes, Glomerales, Glomeraceae. The record is from the annotation of a GenBank genome assembly.